Magallana angulata is the source of this 1419-nucleotide messenger RNA. RefSeq names its product talin-2-like. The transcript is spliced from 9 exons. Gene Ontology annotation, biological process: cell-cell adhesion. The record is from RefSeq and is a predicted model, not a curated record. Gene Ontology annotation, cellular component: focal adhesion; plasma membrane. Bases 1 to 1419 code for a protein of 472 amino acids. Gene Ontology annotation, molecular function: integrin binding; actin filament binding. NCBI's taxonomy places the organism in Eukaryota, Metazoa, Mollusca, Bivalvia, Ostreida, Ostreidae.
AUGUUUUGUGAUGAGACUUUACUUGUGUCAUUUAGGUGUGUUAUGAACGCCGCGCGUCAUACCGCCUCAGCCACCACACAGCUGAUUAACGCCUCAAAGAACGCUAACAAAUCCAACACUAACAAAACCUCGGAACAUCAACUGACUCAACAAUGCCAGAUCAUGAAUGAACAGCUGCCUCUGUUGAUCCAAGGAUUCCGGGGAUCUGAGACAAACCAGGACAGCGCUACAGCCCAGCUACAAGUGAUCAAUGCUAGCAAGGAAUUUAUACAGCCUACCAGUCAGCUGGUAUCCGCCGCAAACGCCGCAGCCCCAACGGUUGGAGAUCAAGCUGCAAGCAUGAACAUGAACCAGGCAGUGAAGAUGAUGACCACCGCGCUCGCGGAGCUGAGAACCGCCUCAGGGAAGGCAGAGGAGAUGUGUAUCUCACUGGAGGUGGACGCCGCGCUUGAUCAGCUGACCGAACUCGACCGCGAGCUGGAGGAGUACCGCAGAGCCACUGACAGCGGUAACCUUGUGCCACUACCCGGUGAAACGGUGGAGGCGUCGGCCAUGAAACUUGGCUCCACCUCUAAGAACGUGGGAUCGGCGAUGGCUCAGCUACUGACGGCUGCCUCACAGGGCAAUGAGAAUUACGUGGGUGUAGCAGCCAGGGACACCGCGAACGCUCUCCACGUGCUGACAGAAGCCACGCGCGGUGUCGCCUCAACCUCAGGAACAACCUCAGAAGACAUCGAGGUCAGACGGCAAGUGAUCGACAGCGCCUGUGACGUCAUUGACAAGUCGACGCAUCUACUGGAGGAGACGAAGCGAGCCAUGAACGACCCAGAAAACCCUGAGAACCAGGCUCGACUUAACCAGGUGGCCAAGGCUGUGUCGAGUGCGCUCAACAACUGUGUGAACGCCCUUCCCGGACAGAGAGACGUGGAUAACGCCAUCAGACAGAUCACAGACUCGAGCCAGAAGCUGGCGUCCACCAAGUACCCGAGCACAGACCGCACGUUCCAGGAGAUCCAGAUCGAGAUCAACAACGACGCUGUCAAUCUCAACCAGGCCGCCAGUGACAUCGUCACCGCAUCUCGUGGCACACCUAAACAACUCGCCGAGUCAUCUCGCGAGUACAGCUCGUCUUACUCAGAGUUCAUCAAAUCUGGACUCACCAUGGCAGGUCUGUCCAAGGAUGGAGACACGCAGAACCAGAUUGGUGGCGGACUGAAGAACGUCUCCAUGGUUUCAAGUAAACUGCUGCUGGCCGCCAAAUCUGUGUCGGCUGAUCCAAACGCUCCCAACACCAAGAAUCUGCUCUCACAGGCCCAAAUUGAGGCCCAAGAGAGGAUUUUGUUGUUGGAGAAGCAGCUUGAGGACGCGAGGCGCCUGAAGGAGAAACUGGCGGAGAAACGCGACCAGAUGGCUGUCUAG